AUGACGAUCGACAUCAACCUGCUACGAGAGGAGAAGGGUGGUUGUCCAGCUAAAGUGGCUGAAAGCGAGAAACGGAGAGGCCGGGAUCCCGCAAUUGUUGAUGAGCUGGUGGCAGCAGACAAACGAUGGCGCGAGGCCACGUAUAAUAUGGAGCAGGGGAGAAAGGACUUGAACGCGGUGAACAAAGAGAUAGGCCAGCGUAAGAAAGCUGAUCCAAAAUCCCCCUGCGAUGAUCUUGUAUCGAAAACAGCAGCCAUCAAGCAAAAGCUGCAAAGCCUUGAGGCUCAGGCAGCAGAAGCAGCACAAACACGAGACAGACUGCUACGAGGCAUUGGAAACAUAGUGCAUGACUCUGUGCCUGUAAGCAACGAUGAAGCAAACAACCGAGUUGUUAAGACGUGGGGGACCCCCAAUAAAGUUGAAAUAGAUGGAACACCAGGCCGCAUGCACCACCACGAGGUACUCGCGAGGCUGCAGGGCGUUGAUUUCAAGAAGGGGGUAGAGGUUGCAGGCCACCGCGGGUAUUACCUGAAGGGGCCCGCGGUGAUGCUUAACUAUGCUUUGAUUCAAUACGGCCUCAACUUCCUCAUGCAGCGGGGGUAUCUGCCUAUACAGCCGCCGUAUUUUCUCAAGAAAUCUAUCAUGGCUGCAGCAGCAGAACUGAAAGAUUUCGAAGAAACCCUCUAUCGCAUACCCCACGACAACACCCAGCAGCAGCAGCAGCAGCAGCAGCAGCAGCAACCAAAACAGCAGCAGCAGCAGCAGCAAGAUGGCGACAAGGAUGAUUUAUUUAUGAUAGCAACUAGCGAGCAACCUCUAUGUGCUUUACAUAUGCAUGAGAGGCUGGAGGAGAAGCAGCUCCCAAUAAAGUGCACUCAAUGA
This is a messenger RNA of Eimeria mitis, 882 nucleotides long. Its product is annotated as seryl-tRNA synthetase, putative. The transcript is spliced from 2 exons. Gene Ontology annotation, molecular function: serine-tRNA ligase activity; tRNA binding; ATP binding. The coding region runs from base 1 to 882 and encodes 293 amino acids. The record is from RefSeq and is a predicted model, not a curated record. Gene Ontology annotation, biological process: seryl-tRNA aminoacylation. Gene Ontology annotation, cellular component: cytosol. NCBI's taxonomy places the organism in Eukaryota, Apicomplexa, Conoidasida, Eucoccidiorida, Eimeriidae.